Messenger RNA from Polyodon spathula (Mississippi paddlefish), 1578 nucleotides. Its product is annotated as zinc finger protein 239-like. The record is from RefSeq and is a predicted model, not a curated record. The annotation marks the transcript as partial. Gene Ontology annotation, molecular function: DNA-binding transcription factor activity, RNA polymerase II-specific; RNA polymerase II cis-regulatory region sequence-specific DNA binding. The transcript has a single exon. NCBI's taxonomy places the organism in Eukaryota, Metazoa, Chordata, Actinopteri, Acipenseriformes, Polyodontidae. Gene Ontology annotation, biological process: regulation of transcription by RNA polymerase II.
AAAGAAGAGACUGAACUGCAGCCUGUCCACAUUGAAGAAGAGGAGACUGAACUGGAGCCUGUCCACAUUAAAGAGGAGUCUAUAGACUUGUUUAAGGAUUCAGAAAACCUAUCCCGACCAAAGAUAUUGCAUCAAUGUACUGAAUGUAAGAAGAGCUUCAGUCGGUUAGGACACCUAAAAAGACACCAACAAAUUCACACUGGAGAGAAGCAGCAUCACUGUUCUGAAUGUGGGGAGAGCUUCAGACAGUCAGACACCCUAAAAAAACACCAGCGAAUUCACACUGGAGAGAAGCCAUAUCCCUGUACAGAAUGUGGGAGGCGCUUCAUUGAAUCAGGACACCUAAAAACACACCAACGAAUUCACACUGGAGAAAAGCCGUAUCACUGUAAUGAAUGUGGGAGGAGCUUCAUUGAAUCAGGACACCUAAAAACACACCAACGAAUUCACACUGGAGAGAAGCCGUAUCACUGUAACGAAUGUGGGAGGAACUUCAUUGAAUCGGGACACCUAAAAACACACCAACGAAUUCACACUGGAGAGAAGCCAUAUCACUGUAAUGAAUGUGGGAGGAGCUUCAUUGAAUCAGGACACCUAAAAAGACACCAGCGAAUUCACACUGGAGAGAAGCCAUAUCACUGUUCUGAAUGUUGGAAGAGCUUCACACAGUCAGAUGCCCUAAAAAGACACCAGCGAAUUCACACUGGAGAGAAGCCAUAUCACUGUUUUGAAUGUUGGAAGAGCUUCAGACAGUCGGACACCCUAAAAAAACACCAGCGAAUUCACACUGGAGAGAAGCCAUAUCACUGUACUGAAUGUUGGAAGAGCUUCAGACAGUCAGACAUCCUAAAAAGACACCAGAGAAUGCACACUGGAGAGAGACCGUAUCACUGUACAGAAUGUGGGAGGAGCUUCAUUGAAUCAGGACACCUAAAAAAACACCAGCGAAUUCACACUGGAGCCAGCCUCCCACCCUCCCAACCCCUCACCUCUCCACCCUGCUUGUUUGAGUGUGUGGAGAACUGACUUAUUCCUCUCUCUCUCUCUCUCUCACCCUAAAGUAAAUGAGGGAGGGCAGGAGGGAGUGGCAGCCUGAAUCCAGUAACACUGAGAAGGGGAGCAUGUCAAACUGGAGACAGACCCAUUCUUUCAGAAUGAAGUGGAGAGCCCUUGGAUUCAUCUCCUGCCCCUGAAUUGGAAAUUAAUCUCACUCAUCAUGGUUGUAGAUUUAGGACAGAGUUUACAGGGUCAUUCUACGUGAUGGGGCAUGUUAGAAAUAUAUGCCUUAUAUGUGUGAUACGAACCCAACACAUUAAACAAAGCUGCCAAUAACUAAUAUGAUAUUUGUAAAAUGCAAUUUGAGCUAUAAAUGGCAUUGCUGUCCCAGUGGCGGUGCAUACAGUAAACGAUAUAGAAGUUUUCAUGGUUGUGGCAGAAUUGUGUGAUUCAUCUAACUAGAACGGCCUUGAAGCUAUUGCACCAGAGCAAACACAAGCUGAAACAACCUUGUGUUUUUUAAUGAUUUGUUUAAUUUCAAGUAGUGCAAACCUUACACUGGAGCAAAUGCUCUUUUGGUUU